GGCGGGUAGGUGUACAAAAUUUUUGCUCCACGUUUUUGCCUUUAAAUUUAUCUUUAAUUCUUUUCCACGUGCACAGAUCACUGCUGGCGAAUCGUUCCUGUGUUUAACACACCAAAAACAACAGCAAAAUGGCCAAGCGCACCAAGAAGGUUGGAAUCGUUGGUAAAUAUGGUACCCGUUAUGGUGCCUCCCUGCGUAAGAUGGUCAAGAAGAUGGAAAUCACCCAGCACAGCAAGUACACUUGCUCGUUCUGCGGAAAGGACUCCAUGAAGCGCGCCGUCGUGGGCAUCUGGUCCUGCAAGCGCUGCAAGAGGACCGUCGCCGGUGGCGCCUGGGUGUACUCCACCACUGCCGCCGCCUCCGUGCGUUCCGCCGUCCGUCGUCUGCGUGAAACCAAGGAACAGUAAACAUUAACGGAUCGUCAAUGGAAACAUCUAAUCCAAUGCUCCGCUAUGCUAGUUCCCGUAGUUUUAAUCUGACAACGCGAUUUUCCUGUGGUUUGCGCCGUGCCGGUCAUGUGAAAAUAAAAAAUGGUUUUUACUUUUAUCAGUA
Messenger RNA from Drosophila takahashii, 552 nucleotides. It is a transcript of the gene RpL37A, whose product is annotated as ribosomal protein L37A. The record is from RefSeq and is a predicted model, not a curated record. Gene Ontology annotation, molecular function: structural constituent of ribosome. NCBI's taxonomy places the organism in Eukaryota, Metazoa, Arthropoda, Insecta, Diptera, Drosophilidae. Gene Ontology annotation, biological process: translation. Gene Ontology annotation, cellular component: ribosome.